GACUACCGAUAUAUUAUUAACCAUUUCCUGGGAAAAAGCCAACCAAUUCCCAAUUUCUUUCUCCUCCAGGAAAUAUCGUCAUCACAACAGCAAAUGGAGAGCGAGGACGACGACUACGGCGGUGGUGUGGUCCUCGCCGGCGCCGAAACUUUAGACUUCAACAUGGAUGCGAGGCCGACUCCCAGCAUGGCGGAAAAGCGCAAGCGCAAACGGGAGAGGGAAAAGCUCAACAGGCAAAUGAGCAAAAAGGCCAAGUCGGAGGACGACGAGGCCACCACCCCCCAGACCACGCCCAAACAUCGGGGCAAGAAGGGGACGACGAGGAAGGGCCGGGAGAGCAUGUCCACAGCGACGGACGUCCCUGGCGGAGAGGGUGACCCCGUCAAUGAGGAUAUGGCAAGGAUGGAUCCGAGAUUACUGGCGGAUUACGUCGCCCAGCGCUUGAGACGCUUCGAGAAGGACCUGAGCUCUGUGGAAUUGGAUGAUCGCUACAUAUCCGGUUGGCCCCCUUACAAAGUUAUCGGGAUCAGUCUACAUGAGCAAUGGGAUUUGUCGCUGAUCCUUGCAGAAUCCGCGUUUUUGGAUACCACGUCAUUCACCUCUCCCAGGACAUUGGGGAACCUCCCAGCGUACCUGGAAACCUGUUCGCCCCCCCACCCUCCCCAUCUUGCCAUUCUCUGACUGAAUCUCUAGUCUCCAAAUUCGCACUCGUUAAAUCGCCGGCGACACCGGGGACUCCUCACACCCUAGUCCUGACUUCCGCCGCCCUCCGAGCCACAGACCUUGCGCGUGCGGUCCGCAAGUACCAGACAAAGGAUAGUCUGGUGGCUAAACUGUUUGCAAAGCACAUCAAGCUGAAGGAUUCCGUAACAACGUGUCAGACCAGCCGGAUGGGCAUUGGUGUUGGAACGCCCGGGAGGAUGCUGGACCUGAUAAAGCAGGGCGCGUUGAAGGUGAACGAACUGAGGAACGUGGUUAUCGAUGCGUCACAUAUCGACAAGAAGGGAUUUGGCGUUUUUGACGUUCGGGAGGCGCAGAAGGGCGUGAUGGAGAUUCUGGGGUUCGCUGGAGUGAGGGCGAGAUUCGAGAGUGGCGAAGGGAGAAUAAUGUUUUAUUAGAAAAGAUUCUGGUGAUGUUUGUAUGAUAUUAUGAUGAUGUUAUGAUACUCUAAAAUCUCGUG
Tuber aestivum (summer truffle) is the source of this 1180-nucleotide messenger RNA. NCBI's taxonomy places the organism in Eukaryota, Fungi, Ascomycota, Pezizomycetes, Pezizales, Tuberaceae. The record is from the annotation of a GenBank genome assembly.